This is a messenger RNA of Macaca mulatta (Rhesus monkey), 4415 nucleotides long. It is a transcript of the gene ULK4, whose product is annotated as unc-51 like kinase 4. Gene Ontology annotation, biological process: protein phosphorylation. Gene Ontology annotation, molecular function: ATP binding; protein kinase activity. The record is from RefSeq and is a predicted model, not a curated record. NCBI's taxonomy places the organism in Eukaryota, Metazoa, Chordata, Mammalia, Primates, Cercopithecidae.
UCUCUAGCCUGUGGGCUCGUCCAAAGGCCGGGCGUGAAGCCCUUUGGGUGGAGGGAGGGGCUCCCGUGGUCACUCACUUCCGGGUCCCCGCCAACAGGAACGGAAACUGUACAGCCAGUCAGCUUCGUGAGCUUCUUCCGGCGUUCUGUGUGCUGCCCUGGAAACCGUAUGGACGAAUCCAAACCUGGAGGGGCUCCGCCUCCGUAAGGCUGGUCGGCGCUUCCGCGCGUUCCGCUUUGCUUCACUGCUUUCUCCCCUAUUCUUGGGAAUGUGGACCUGUCCUGAGGCAGAGGCCGAGAUGCGCGCAACCGCGGGAGCAGCCUAGUGGACUCGAGUCUUUUCUUGACUUACCUACCAGUCCCAGGUGAUGCUCAUGCUUCUGGUGCGGGAGUCAUGAUUGUGCUGAAGGAGCUAGAGAUGCUAUUAUUCUACUGUAUGUGAGAAAUCGGCCCAGAGAUGGAAAACUUUAUUCUGUAUGAGGAGAUUGGAAGAGGAAGCAAGACUGUUGUCUAUAAAGGGCGACGGAAGGGAACAAUCAAUUUUGUAGCCAUUCUUUGUACUGAUAAGUGCAAAAGGCCUGAAAUAACCAACUGGGUCCGUCUCACCCAUGAAAUUAAACACAAGAAUAUUGUAACUUUUCAUGAAUGGUAUGAAACCAGCAAUCACCUCUGGCUAGUGGUGGAACUCUGCACAGGUGGUUCCUUAAAAACAGUUAUUGCUCAAGAUGAAAACCUCCCAGAAGAUGUUGUGAGAGAAUUUGGGAUUGACCUGGUUACUGGAUUACAUCAUCUUCAUAAACUUGGCAUUCUCUUUUGUGACAUUUCUCCUGGGAAGAUACUCUUGGAAGGGCCUGGCACACUGAAGUUUAGCAACUUUUGCUUGGCAAAAGUGGAAGGUGAAAAUUUGGAAGAGUUCUUUGCUUUGGUGGCAGCAGAGGAAGGAGGAGGUGAUAGCGGGGAAAAUGUCCUGAAGAAAAGCAUGAAAAGUAGAGUCAAAGGAUCUCCUAUAUAUACAGCACCAGAAGUUGUGAGGGGUGCUGACUUUUCCAUCUCCAGUGACCUCUGGUCUUUGGGCUGUCUGCUUUAUGAAAUGUUUUCAGGAAAACCUCCAUUCUUCUCAGAAAGUAUUUCAGAAUUAACUGAAAAGAUCUUAUGUGAAGAUCCUUUGCCACCUAUUCCAAAAGAUUCUUCUCGUCCUAAAGCUUCUUCAGAUUUUAUUAAUUUGCUUGAUGGGUUACUUCAAAGAGAUCCUCAAAAAAGAUUAACUUGGACAAGGCUACUGCAGCAUUCAUUUUGGAAGAAAGCUUUCGCUGGACCAGAUCAGGAAUCAAGCAUGGAAGAUCUCAGUCUCAGCAGAAACACAAUGGAGUGUUCUGGGCCACAAGAUUCCAAGGAGCUUUUGCAGAAUGCUCAGAGUAGACAAGCAAAAGGGCACAAGAGCGGUCAACCACUAGGUCACUCUUUCAGACUAGAAAAUCCAACUGAGUUUCGGCCUAAGAGUACUCUUGAGGGUCAGUUGAAUGAAUCCAUGUUUCUUCUCAGUUCUCGUCCUACUCCCAGAACUAGCACUGCAGUGGAAGUAAGUCCUGGUGAGGAUAUGACUCAUUGUUCACCACAGAAGACUUCUCUGACCAAGAUUGCAACUGGACACCUGAGUCAGCAGGACCUGGAAUCCCAGAUGAGAGAGCUUAUCUACACAGACUCAGAUCUUGUUGUCACCCCCAUUAUCGACAAUCCAAAGAUAAUGAAACAGCCACCAGUUAAAUUUGAUACAAAAAUAUUGCAUCUACCAGCAUAUUCAGUGGAUAAGUUAUUAUUUCUGAAAGACCAAGAUUGGAAUGACUUUUUGCAACAAGUGUGCUCGCAGAUUGACUCCACUGAGAAGAGCAUGGGGGCCUCCCGAGCCAAACUGAAUCUCCUUUGCUAUUUGUGCGUGGUGGCUGGUCAGCAGGAGGUGGCCACCAGGCUCCUCCAUUCCCCCCUGUUCCAAUUGCUAAUCCAGCAUUUGCGGAUAGCUCCAAACUGGGAUAUACGGGCCAAGGUUGCUCGGGUGAUUGGUUUACUGGCUUCGCACACAACUGAGCUCCAGGAAAAUACUCCUGUUGUUGAGGCAAUUGUUCUCUUAACUGAAUUAAUUAGGGAAAACUUCAGGAACAGCAAAUUAAAACAGUGCCUUUUACCAACCCUUGGGGAGCUGAUCUAUCUUGUAGCCACCCAGGAAGGAAAAAAAAAGAACCCUAGAGAGUGCUGGGCUGUUCCCUUGGCUGCAUACACAGUGCUAAUGAGGUGCCUUCGGGAAGGGGAAGAGCGUGUUGUGAAUCACAUGGCAGCAAAAAUUAUUGAAAAUGUCUGUACCACCUUUUCUGCUCAGGCCCAGGGCUUUAUUACAGGAGAAAUCGGACCCAUUUUAUGGUACCUAUUCAGACACUCCACUGCCGAUUCUCUUAGGAUAACAGCAGUAUCGGCCUUGUGUAGAAUCACUCGCCAUUCUCCUACUGCCUUCCAGAAUGUUAUUGAAAAGGUGGGACUGAACUCAGUAAUAAACUCCCUGGCCUCUGCCAUCUGCAAAGUUCAGCAGUACAUGUUGACCUUAUUCACUGCCAUGUUGUCCUGUGGGAUUCAUCUUCAAAGACUAAUCCAAGAAAAGGAUUUUGUCUCCACAGUUAUCCAUUUACUCGACAGCCCCUCAACAUACAUUAGAGCAAAAGCCUUCCUGGUUCUUCUAUAUAUUUUGAUUUAUAACCGUGAGAUGUUGCUGCUCAGUUGCCAAGCAAGACUGGUGAUGUACAUCGAGAGAGACAGCAGAAAGACCACUCCAGGCAAGGAGCAGCAAAGUGGCAAUGAAUACCUGUCCAAAUGUCUGGAUCUUCUCAUCCGUCACAUCGUGCAGGAGCUGCCACGAAUCCUGGGUGACAUUCUUAACGCCUUGGCUAAUGUUUCUGGACGUAAACACCCGUCAACAGUUCAAGUGAAACAGCUGAAGAUGUGUCUCCCCCUGAUGCCUAUAGUGCUUCACCUUGUAACUUCACAGGUAUUUCGACCUCAAGUUGUGACAGAAGAGUUUCUUUUCAGCUACGGAACUAUUCUUAGUCAUAUUAAAUCUAUAGACUCAGGAGAAACGAACAUAGAUGGAGCCAUAGGACUGACAGCAUCAGAAGAAUUUAUCAAGAUCACGUUGUCAGCUUUUGAAGCAAUAAUACAGUAUCCUAUUUUACUGAAAGACUAUCGCUGCACGGUUGUUGAUUAUAUCCUGCCACCCUUGGUGUCCUUGGUUCAAAGCCAAAAUGUGGAGUGGAGACUCUUUAGCUUGCGGUUGCUCUCAGAAACCACAUCUCUACUCGUGAACCAGGAGUUUGGGGAUGGCAAGGAGAAGGCCAGUGUCGAUUCUGACAGCAAUCUUCUGGCUCUCAUUCGAGAUGUCUUACUUCCCCAGUAUGAGCACAUUCUUGUAGAACCUGACCCGGUACCAGCCUAUGCUCUGAAACUGCUAGUUGCGUUGACUGAACACAACCCAACUUUCACAAGACUUGUGGAAGAAAGCAAACUGAUCCCACUCAUUUUUGAAGUAACUCUGGAACAUCAGGAGAGCAUUCUGGGUAAUACCAUGCAAAGUGUGAUUGCGUUACUCAACAAUCUAGUUGCCUGCAAAGAUUCGAAUAUGAAACUACUUUAUGAACAAGGACUUGUCAGUCACAUCUGUAACCUGCUCACUGAAACUGCCACACUGUGCUUGGAUGUGGAUAGUAAAAACAACAAUGAAAUGGCAGCUGCACUGCUCUUUUCCCUGCUUGAUAUUUUGCACAGUAUGCUGACCUAUACCUCCGGUAUCGUACGGCUGGCUUUGCAGGCCCAGAAGUCUGGCUCAGGAGAGGACACUCAGGCUGCAGAAGACCUGCUGCUGCUCGGCAAACCUUUGACAGACCUGAUGAGCCUGCUCGUUCCGCUGCUUCCUAAUGAAGAUCCUGAGAUUUUCGACAUUUCAUCCAAGUGCCUGUCUAUACUGGUUCAGCUGUACGGAGGGGAAAACCCAGACAGCCUCUCUCCUGAAAAUGUGGAAAUUUUUGCUCAUUUGCUGACAUCCAAGGAGGACCCAAAGGAACAGAAGCUUCUGUUAAGGAUUCUCAGAAGAAUGAUCACCUCCAAUGAGAAGCACUUGGAGAGCCUCAAGAAUGCGGGCAGCCUCCUGCAGGCUCUGGAGCAGCUGGCCCCCAGGAGUAGUUCAUUUGCUGACAGCAUGGUGGCUCCCUUGGCCCUGGAAAUCCUCCAAGCUGUUGGACACUAGGCAAGAAAGUGCUUCGCACAAGCCCACCCUGUGACCCCAGCCCUCGGAUGCACAAGCGAGGUCAGCUCCCAGACAUCUUUGCCACAUCCCCUCACAGCUGUAUUUGGACCUAAUAAAGUCACCUGAACGCAGAA